CGGAAGCGCGCACCGCCUGGCGGGCCACGCCUCUUCCACCKCGGGCCGCGUGCAGGACAGGUGCCCGGUGGUGUCUCGUGGGCAGUUACGUGUCUGUAAUCCACAGUGCCAGGCUGGUGACAACAGGGGGACAGUGCCAGUGACAGCAGCGAUGGGCACAGGGAUGGAGCUGGCAGCGGCACAGUGUGACUCAUCGGAGGGGAGGGUCUACCUGGACCACAACGCCACCACCCCGCUGGCCCCUGAGGUGGCCCAGGCCGUAUGGGAUGCCAUGUGCCAGGCCUGGGGGAACCCCAGCAGCUCUCACCCCACAGGCAAGAAGGCAAAGGAGCUCAUCGGCUGUGCGCGGGAGAGCUUGGCGAGGAUGCUGGGAGGUCGGCCCGAGGACAUCAUCUUCACCUCGGGGGGCACGGAGGCGAACAACAUGGUGAUCCACACUGCCUGCAGGCACUUCCAUGAGAACCAGCGUGGGACAGGGGACAACCGGGGCACACCACACAUCGUGACAUCAAGCGUGGAGCAUGACUCCAUCCGCCUGCCGCUGGAGCAGCUGGGGAGGGAGGGCCUGGCAGAAGCCACCUUUGUGCCUGUGUCCCCACUGAGUGGGCAGGCAGAGGUGGAUGAUGUCCUGGCUGCUGUCCGGCCGAACACCUGCCUUGUYUCCCUCAUGUUGGCCAAUAACGAGACCGGGAUUAUCAUGCCUGUCGCAGAGCUGAGCCAGCGCAUCCGUGCCCUCAACCAACGCAGAACAGCAGAAGGGCUGCCCAGAAUCCUGGUGCACACAGAUGCAGCACAGAUGAUUGGCAAGGGCCGUGUGGACGUGCGGGAGCUGGGUGUGGACUACCUGACCAUCGUGGGACACAAGUUCCAUGGCCCGCGGAUUGGAGCGCUGUAUGCCCAUGGCCCUGGCACCACUGCCCCGCUGCAUCCCAUGCUCUUUGGAGGGGGACAGGAGAGGAAUUUCCGGCCAGGCACUGAGAACACCCCGAUGAUUGCCGGCCUUGGCCAGGCUGCAGAGUUAGUGAGCACAAACUGGGAGGCCUACGAGGCUCAUAUGCAGGAUGUCCGGGAUUACCUGGAGGCCAGGCUGGAGGCCUCCUUUGGAAAGCAGAGGAUUCACUUCAACAGUCACUUUAAGGGCUCYAAGCGACUCUGCAACACCUGUAACUUCUCCAUCCUGGGCCCAGGCCUUCAAGGACGAAGGGUGCUGGCCCACUGCAAGGUGCUCCUCGCCAGUGUCGGGGCUGCGUGCCACUCUGAGAAGGGGGAUCGGCCCUCCCCAGUGCUGCUGAGCUGCGGGAUCCCCCCGGAGGUGGCACAGAACGCGCUCCGGCUGAGCGUGGGGCGCAGCACGGCGCGGGCAGACGUGGACAGGGCUGUGCAGGACCUCAUGCAGGCUGUGGAGCAGCUGGAGCGGGACCAGGCCCCAGAGACCCUGGAAUCACUCCCUGGACACCACACAGCAGGCAGAGCUUCCAUUGCCAACUCCACCUGCUCCUCAAGGAAACAGGUGUCGGGACAGCUGUGACUGUGCCAGAACGUGAGGGAACCCUGCGUGGCCUGCGUGGUCCCUGGCAUCACCGACACAGGGGGACA
Molecule: messenger RNA, 1596 nt
Organism: Malurus melanocephalus (red-backed fairy wren)
Lineage: Eukaryota; Metazoa; Chordata; Aves; Passeriformes; Maluridae
Gene: SCLY
Product: selenocysteine lyase
Exons: 14
Coding region: 152-1528 (458 amino acids)
Source: RefSeq, a predicted model, not a curated record